This is a messenger RNA of Populus euphratica (Euphrates poplar), 1341 nucleotides long. RefSeq lists its product as uncharacterized. The record is from RefSeq and is a predicted model, not a curated record. NCBI's taxonomy places the organism in Eukaryota, Viridiplantae, Streptophyta, Magnoliopsida, Malpighiales, Salicaceae. The transcript has 4 exons. Bases 190 to 1110 code for a protein of 306 amino acids.
CGUGCUAGGUGUGGCUCUCUGCCUGUGCGAUUAUGCAGCCAAGCAUUAAAAAGCCUUGUACAAUAACGAAGCACGGAAAACACAGAGGUUAUUUCUAAGGAGAUGCGUGGGUGAUCGGGUAGGGUUUUUUUGUUUUUUUCCAAGAAAUCCCGACCUGCAAAAAAUCAAGUGAUUACACGAGUCAAUGAAAUGAGGAUCAAGAAACAAUGGAGGGAUGACCCUCAUUAUCAUGCUUAUUCUACACCACCUCCACCACCACCACCAGAUCGUGUCUCAUCAACAGUACACCAAGCGCCAACUGAUGAUCCUCUUUUGAAUGGUAUUAUCAGAAGAGCAUCUUUUAUAAAUUCACAAGAACCACAUGACCGCUACCGUAUCAGCCCACCAUCUGUCGAUGAUACCAAUAAGUUAAGUCCCCGUUCUUGUGUUUCUCAUAAUGCACAGCUCUAUCUACCCAAAAAUCAACGGUCCUGUGACCCACCACCUGUGAUGAGGAGCACAAUCAACGCCUCCAUUUGCUCUAACCAGAACCCAGAAAUCUUAGCAGAAGAAAGAACCAGUGAAGAGAAGAGGCUCGUUGCUGCAAAUACCCAUCAGAGUACUACUAUGCAUAACAACAGGCACAGCAGUAGCAGCAGCAGCAGUAACGCAGACAUAUCAGCUGCAACUUCAGUUUCCUCGUCCUUACCUAGUUAUGGAAGCUGGUGUGAGGAAGAGAAAGUGUUCCCCUUAAAGAAAAGAAGGAUUAGCUUGGAAAGAUUCAUAAGCACCCAAGAAUCUAGAAAAGUGGACAAACAGAAGCGAAACAGGAAGAUUGCCAAAAUGUGGGCUAGCUCAGGAACUGAGGCUAUCUAUGGAGAAGAGAGAGAGGUAGAGAUCAACAGUGAUCAAGCAAUAGAGAAGAAUUUGAUGACGAGGUGCACUAAGGUGAAUGGGGCAGGAUGGAGAUGCAGCAAACGGAGGUUUGAAGGGUAUUCUUUAUGUAAGCACCACUUCAACAUGCAAAGGAUGUACAACAGCCGUCGUCCAAGAUUUGGUGGCAGUAAGAAGAGGAAGAAGGUAAUGAUAAGCAGUAUCCUUGACCGGACAAUGCCUUUGCUUGAUACAUGAAAAACUUAUUACUAAACGGAGGUUCUCACUCAGUGAUCAUGACAUGAAUGUAUAUAGUAGUUGAAGUAGGGUGUCAUAAACAAGUGAAAAAGAAAAUUAGUUAUGGUGAUAGACAAGUAAUCAUAGAGUGUAUCUUCAUGUAGAUGUCUUUUUGUCUCAGACAUAUGAUCAUGUUUCGGCGUCACAAGUGGAAAAGAAAUACACGAAGUAAUUUGCUUAUUUUCCCCUGUA